Messenger RNA from Aureobasidium melanogenum CBS 110374, 1017 nucleotides. RefSeq lists its product as uncharacterized. The transcript is spliced from 2 exons. Gene Ontology annotation, molecular function: catalytic activity. The record is from RefSeq and is a predicted model, not a curated record. Bases 1 to 1017 code for a protein of 338 amino acids. Lineage: Eukaryota; Fungi; Ascomycota; Dothideomycetes; Dothideales; Saccotheciaceae.
AUGUUGGAUGAAAUUCCCCUCGAAGAUCAGUAUGUCUUCACUUCACUGCGCUAUGAUGGCUCGAUGAAGCGCAAUGCCCAAAACCCUGUGUGUUGUCCGGACUCCAAGGCCGCAUAUCUCAUCAAAUAUCACUAUGAGCGUCUCGUCACUGCAGCCGAUCAUCUGGGCUGGUACGACACGAAUAAGAGGCUGAAAGGCCCCGUUGAUCUGUUCAAUCGCAUCCAGACCGCUGUCGCCGAACACAAGAAGAAGACCGGCAACAAAUGUCCAUUCAAGGUUCGAGUAUGCUUGCGUCACAGCGGGAAAAUGGAGAUUGGAGUUGAGCCAAUCAUGGCCAUGAAGCAGCCACUUUUGUUCCCGACCACAUUGGAUCUGGGCAAGUCAAAUCAGGAGGCGGCCUCUCCAACACCCAUCUUCAAGGCCGUACUGGAUGUUCUGCCAACGCGGACUACGACUUUCACCCGUGCCAAGACUCACUACCGGACAAUGUACAACUAUGCCAGGCAAUGCGCUUCAAUUCAAUCAUAUCAGGAUGCCAAGGAAGUAAUUUUGUUUAACCGCGACAACCAAGUCAUGGAUGGAUCUAUUACAACUCCUUACUUCUACCGUGAUGGCAAAUGGGUGACCCCACAUACAGAUUGUGGAGGUCAACAAGGAACUACUCGCCGCUGGGCUAUCGAUCAAGGCAUCUGUCAUGCUGGCAUUGUCGACAUUGCUUCCAUCAAGCAUGGAGAAAUCAUUUGGCUUAGCAACGGUGUCAAGGGAUUCUUCACUGCUCGCUUCGUCGCCUGCAACGAUCGCCUUGCUCGCACUCCCAGUUAUGAAUCUCGCAUCUCCCAAGUUUCCCGCAGCGAUAGCGGGAUCGAGGAGAAGCACACUAUCCCUGCUCACCAGGAUGAAGUCGCCGAAGACGACAUUGAACCAGGACGUCUCAAAUACGCCCCUGAACCCGGAGCCGACGACUUCCGAAACUCUGCUUUCAGUCUCGAUGUCUUUGAGCGCGCAUUGAAGCUGUAA